AUGCACGUGUCCCGGAACAAGGCAAACGUGCAGAUUUCCGGUGUUGGUCAAGUACCUACAAAAACUUCGCAGAAGGUUCGAGCCACGGUCAAGUCCAGAUUGUCGAAGUACUGCGAGGUCAUGGAGUUUUACGUUUUGGCCAAGGUGACUGAAGAUCUACCAACCUCCCCGGUGGAACCAACUAGCUGGACUGUUCCCGAAGGUGUCCAACUGGCGGACCCUGAAUUCUUCAGAACCAACCCUAUUGAUGUUUUGCUCGGCGGAGAGUUCUUCUUUAACUUCUUCCCAUCCAAACAGAGGAUCUCGCUUGGAGCAGGAUUACCAUCCCUGGUCGAAUCGGUGUUCGGCUGGAUCGUGACUGGCAGGUGUGGCUGGAACCGUGGUGAAGCACCGAUCGUAUGCCAGCAUUCAACCGUAACAGAAACCUUGGAGGAGAUUAUGACCAAAUUCUGGGAAUGCGAGGACGGAGGAUUUACUUCCGAUUAUUCCGUGGAGGAGAGCACGUGCGAGGACCACUACGUACGCACCGUCAAGCGAGGUGGAGACGGUCGGUACACCGUUGGAAUGCCAAAGUCGGCUGAUUUGCACAUCAAGCUAGGAGAAUCGAAAAGCGCUGCUGAUCGUCGUCUUCUUUUCCUUGAGAGAAGGUUGGCUCGCGACGAUGACCUGAAGAAGGAGUACCAUGCGUUCAUGAAGGAUUACUUGGACAGGAACCACAUGUGCAAGAUCAUCGAAGACCCGACAAGCACCGCGACCACCUACUACCUCCCACACCACCCCGUCAUCCGAAGUUCCAGCACAACAACGCGCGUCCGUGUCGUAUUUGAUGCGUCAAGCAAAACCUCCACUGGGACAUCCUAA
This is a messenger RNA of Culex quinquefasciatus (southern house mosquito), 861 nucleotides long. RefSeq lists its product as uncharacterized. The coding region runs from base 1 to 861 and encodes 286 amino acids. Lineage: Eukaryota; Metazoa; Arthropoda; Insecta; Diptera; Culicidae. The transcript has a single exon. The record is from RefSeq and is a predicted model, not a curated record.